Molecule: messenger RNA, 2937 nt
Organism: Effrenium voratum
Lineage: Eukaryota; Dinophyceae; Suessiales; Symbiodiniaceae
Source: the annotation of a GenBank genome assembly
AUGGGCUCCGGCGGAUCCGUUCUGAGCGACUCCCUGAAGGAUGCCAGCCCGGCACAGGUGGCUGAGACCUUCGGCACUCUCAGCGCCGAAGAUAAGAAGAAGGUCGCAUCGGCUCUAGCCAACGUUGGCGAGCAGGAUGCUCCCAAAGAGGCAGCACCAGAGAAGAAGGGUCCCACGCUUUCCGAAGAGCAGCGCAACAUGUUGAAGGCAGCAUUCGAGGAGAUUGACAAGGACAAGUCUAGGGCGAUCGAAGCAAAUGAAUUGAAAGCAGUUAUGGCCAAGAUGAAUGUGCCGCUUUCGGAGGAGCAGAUUGAUGGUGUUUUCAAGCGCGCCGAUGUCAACAAGGAUGCCAAGCUAAGCUUCGAGGAAUAUGAGAGCCUUGUUCUGAAGAGCCACUUGUCCUGCAACAUGUUGCUCCAAGAUCUCUUCUCUGGCUCUUGUAUCAUCAGAGCAGAAGCUGGACUGAACAUGGCUGUCUCAGGCGCGGAUGCGGUGCUGCGGUGCGCCGCGCGGUCGAAGCACCGCUGGCGGGAUGGCCCCAGAGCGAAUGCCUUGGAAGGGGACUUUGUAUUUGACGACGCCUAUGCAAUUGUGCAGAACCCAGAUGUUUACUCCUCCAGCCCGUGGUUUCAGGUCUUUUGGCAUGACUUCUGGGGCUUUCCGCUCCUGUCGGACAAAAGCCACAAAAGCUACCGACCACUGACGACGCUCACCUUCCGCCUUCAAAUGUCCUAUGCCGGUGACCGUGCGGAUUCUGCCGCGAAGAUGAUGCACAGCUUGAAUGUCUUCUUGCAUAGCCUGAACAGCGCUCUUCUGGUCUUUCUGUUUCAGACCUUCGGCUUCCGUGUCGGAGAGUCCAUGCUUGGGGCUUUGCUCUUUGCCUGCCACCCGGUGCACAUCGAAGCCGUCGCCAGCUUGGUGGGCCGGGCGGAGCUGUUGGCGGCGCUGCUCAGCAUCCUGAGUUUGCUGUCCCACAGCACGCCCCUCGCUCUGGUUCUCGCCGGCCUGGCUUUGCUCUGCAAGGAGACCGCUGCAGUGGUCGCCUUGCCUCUGUGCUCUUGCCUGCAGCUGAGGAAGUCGCGUCUCAAGGCUUUGCUUCCCAUCCUUUGGCUGUGUCUCUUGAUACCACUCCGGCUUCUGCUACAUGGUGGGAUGCAGGCUCGUCCAUUCCUUCACCGAGAGUCAAAUCCUGGAGCCUUUGCAGAGGAUUGGCUGUCGAGAAUUCUGACGUUGCACUACUAUUUGUUCAGGCACUUGCAGCUGCUGGUUUGGCCUCACCCACUCUGCUGCGACUGGAGCCACGGCUCUAUUCCGUUGCUGGAGUCUCCUGCGGACCUUCGGGUAGCUGCCUUCUGGGUCUAUGCACUGCCUGCGGGGCUCCUCAAAGUGAGCAGGAUCCGCGAAGGAUCACACACUGGCGUCAUCCUCUCCAGUCUGCUGAUCUUCCUCUCCCUGCUCCCAGCGUCCAACCUGCUCUUUUCCGUGGGCUUUACAGUGGCAGAGAGGGUCCUGUACCUCCCCUCCCUCGGCUUCUGCGGCAUCUUGGGUCAUGUGCUUGGCCGUGGCACCGGUGCCACCGGGCAGCGGUGCCUGCGGCUGGGGGUGGCAGGGGUGGUGCUGGCGUUGUGGUCCUACAGCUGCCUGCAGCACAGCCGUGCCUGGUGGACGGCGGAGGCCUUAUACCGCGCAGGCCUCCAGGCCAACCCUCGGAACGAGAAGCUCCACGACUUGUUGGCCACACGCCUGCAGAACAGCGGCGGAGACCUGCAGGAGGCCACCUGGCAUGCGGAGCAAGCCAUCGCUCUGAAUCCCUUCUACUGGCACGCCCACGCCUCCCUGGGGCAGCUGAAGUCUGCGGCAGGCCAGCGCGCGCAAGCGGUGAAGCACUACAAACGGGCCCUGCGUUUGGCCGAGCAGCAGCACCUGGAUGACGUGGCAGAUGCUCCGAAGGUUCGGCUGAACCUGGCGGUCAUGUUGCAGGACAGCGAUGCCAAAGCCGCAGAGCAUCACUUCCGGCGCUUUGAGGAGGCGGCCUCUCAGGAGCUCCGGCAGAUGGGCCUGUUGAUCUUCGGCGCCUUCUUGGAGUCACGCGACCCCAAAGAGGCCGCGGAGAGGUACGAGCAGGCGCUGCGAGACCAAGGGCCUCACCAUGGGGUGGCCCACCUGCGCCUGGGCUCGCUGCUCCGGCGCCUGGCCAACGCUUCGGCCGCGUCCGGCGCGGCCGCGCCGGCCGCAGUGCAAAGGGUAGCGACCCCGAAGGCAACCCAGGCGAGCCCGAAGCAGAGGUCCGAAGGCAACGAGACAGAGGCGCCAGGGUUGCGAGUGGGCGACUCCUGGCGAGCAGCUUGGGGGCAAUGCUGGCGGCGAGCCGUACCCUGGUCGGUCCCUUGCCUGCCUGACUGGGAUUUGGUGGAGAAGGACGGCACGUGCAAGCGAGACAUUCCCCCAACUUGGCAAGUACUGAGACGUUGGUGGAGAUGUAUGUGGACAUUUGCAAACUCAGGCGAACAGGGUAGCUGUCGCCUCAAAACCACCGACGCCAGCGGCCGCGCAGAAGUGGAGACGGAGACCGAGAUCUUGAGCACGUGGCCGCUGCCUGCCACAGAGGAACGGGCUCUGCACCACCUGCAGCAAGGUCUGCUGACCUCGGCGCCUUCCGCGCUGGAUCCUGGGGGAAGAAAGCGGCGAGAGGCCAUGGCCGUGGUAGGCGCGCGGCUCACCUUGGCGCGGCGGCACGGGGAGGCGCGGGCGCUGCUGGGCGCCGCGCCGCAGGAGGUGCUGCCGCAGCUGGCGACGGAGCAGCUGAAGGUUGGCAACGCUGCGGUGGCGCUGGAAGCCUUCAGAGCGGCUGCCUCCUUGCAGCAGACCGCGAGCACGCACCUGGGCAUCGCGGCGGCGUUAGAGCAGCUCGGACAGGCGGGGCCCGGCAGGGGGUGA